Salvelinus sp. IW2-2015 is the source of this 7656-nucleotide messenger RNA. The record is from RefSeq and is a predicted model, not a curated record. Lineage: Eukaryota; Metazoa; Chordata; Actinopteri; Salmoniformes; Salmonidae.
AUGAGGGGGAAAAGAGGCAGGCCGCCCAAAACCCUGCGGAUGCAGGAGCCUUCAUCCGAGCCGGAGCGUGGCUUGAGACCCAGGAGGGAGUUGAGGGCAAAGGGGAGAGGUAGUGCCGAGGUCGAUUUUGAGAGUCCCAAGAGGGGAAAUAACUCUUCGUCUAGGCAGAAGGAAAAAAUACUCGAGGAGGAUGAUGAUGCCAGCUACUGUACUGAAAGCAGCUUUCAUCAGAGCACUCAUGGCAGCACUCCGGGGCGGAAGAGGACGCGGGUGCACUGCCCUCGCUCGCCCAUCUUUGAAGAAAAGGAGAUCCCUCCUCUGGAGCUGCCCAGAACCUCUGAGGACCUCAUGGUGCCCAGCGAGGAACUGCUCAACGUGUCCUCCAUCUACGAGGUCCUGCGCAACUUCAGCACGGUGCUGCGUCUCUCUCCCUUCCGCUUUGAGGACUUCUGUGCUGCGCUGGUAGGCCAGGAGCAGUGCACGCUGAUGGCAGAGACCCACACAGCCCUACUGAAGGCCAUCCUGCGUGAGGAAGACACCUCCAACACCACGUUCGGUCCUGCUGACCUCAAGGACAGCGUCAACUCCACCCUCUACUUCAUUGAUGGUAUGACGUGGCCCGAGGUGGUCCGUGCCUACUGCGAGAGCGACCAGGAGUACCAYCAUGUCCUGYCCUACCAGGAGGUGGAGGACUACCCCUACGGCCCUCUGGACAGUAAGAUCAAGGUGCUGCAGUUCUUGGUGGAUCAGUUCCUCACCACCAACAUCGCCCGYGAGGAGUUGAUGUCAGAGGGGGUGGUGCAGUAUGAUGACCACUGCAGGGUGUGCCACAGRUUGGGGGACCUGYUGUGCUGUGAGACCUGCUCUGCMGUCUACCAYCUGGAGUGUGUGAAGCCGCCGCUGGUGGAGGUGCCGGAGGACGAAUGGCAGUGUGAGAUCUGCGUGGCACACAAGGUGCCCGGGGUCACAGACUGUGUGACAGAGAUGCAGAAGAGCAAACCCUACAUCCGCCAGGAGCCCAUCGGCUACGACCGCCACCGGAGGCAAUACUGGUUCCUAAACCGAAGGAUAAUUGUUGAGGARGACGGGGAGCAUGAGAAGAAGAAGAUCUGGUACUACAGCACAAAGGUCCAGCUGGGAGGGCUGAUAGAGUGUCUAGACAAGGAGUACUGGGAAAACGACCUGUGUGCUGUCCUCGAGGAGAUGAGAGAGGAGGUGCACACUCACAUGGACAUCACUGAGGACCUCACCAACAAGGCCCGCGGCAACAAUAAGGCCUUCCUCACGGCAGCCAACGAUGAGAUCCUGGAGCGUGUGCACGGCAGGCAGGAACGGCGAGCAGCGGAGCAGGCAGAGAAGGCCACUACAGACACCACCAAGAUAGAGGAAGAGACCCCCACACACUGCUCUCCACUACCAGACCACAGAGAGCUCCAAGACCCCGAGUCUAAGGAGGAGGCAAGCUCACAAGGGAAGACUGGAGUUGCUCUUCUAUCAGCUGCAGCUCCCCCUGCUGGAGAAGAGAACACCACCGUCCACCCCCCUAAGCCUGGCUCGUCUACCCAGGACGGCACUCUCCCUAAACAUGAACCCCCUAAGCCUGCUGAGGUGUCCUGCUCGGCCGCCUUUGAGAGCAGGGAGAGUGGGGAGGYCUCCAUGGAGCCUGAGCAGGAGAGGCCAGAUGAUAAGCCUGUAGACUCAGAGUCCCGUGGAGAGGAGGACCCCUCUGCCCAGUGCCAGCCUACUCCUGCACCACAACACCCUGGAGACGAGAACAGCAACAGCAGCCACGUCUCAGCGCCUGGGGUCCUCAGGAGGCCUGAAGAGCCAAACCUCGCUGACAGGUCCUCUCAGUCCUCCAUCACCAGCCAGGACGACACGGGUGAAGGCAAUGAGAUUGGGAAUGGUGAGGGGUCAGCGUCUGGAUGGACUAACAAUCGCAUAGUGACUCGUCUGCGUAACCCGGACAGCAAGCUGAGCCAGCAAAAGACCCAGGGAGAUGGCAGCCCUACACCCAGGGACAGCAAGGAGACAUCUCCUCCCAGCUCUGAGAGUGAAGUGGCUCGUCUGGGUACUGUGAGGAAAGACUUGUCGGUGAAGGGCAACCUGAACAACUUCUUCAAGCUGGGCCAGGAGGGCAAGUUCCGAGUCUACCACAACCAGUUCAGCACCAACACACUGGGCCUCAACAAGCACCAGCAUCGUGAGGACCACGACAAGCGCCGCCACCUGUCCCAUAAGUUCAGCCUAACACCCGCCGGGGAUUUCAAGUGGAACGGCUCCAUCCACGGCUCCAAGGUGCUGACCAUAUCCACCCUGCGGCUCACCAUCAUCCAGCUGGAGACCAAUGUCCCCGCCCCCUUCCUGCACCCAAACUGGGCCUCGCACAGGCAGGAACGGCGAGCAGCGGAGCAGGCAGAGAAGGCCACUACAGACACCACCAAGAUAGAGGAAGAGACCCCCACACACUGCUCUCCACUACCAGACCACAGAGAGCUCCAAGACCCCGAGUAUAAAGAGGACGCAAGCUCACAAGGGAAGACUGGAGUUGCUCUUCUAUCAGUUGCAGCUCCCCCUGCUGGAGAAGAGAACACCACCGUCCACCUCCCUAAGCCUGGCUCGUCCACCCAGGACGGCACUCUCCCUAGACAUGAACCCCCUAAGCCUGCUGAGGUGUCCUGCUCUGCCGUCUCUGAGAGCAGGGAGAGUGGGGAGGCCUCCAUGGAGCCUGAGCAGGAGAGGCCAGAUGAUAAGCCUGUAGACUCAGAGUCCCGUGGAGAGGAGGACCCCUCUGCCCAGUGCCAGCCUACUCCUGCACCACAACACCCUGGAGACGAGAACAGCAACAGCAGCCACGUCUCAGCGCCUGGGGUCCUCAGGAGGCCUGAAGAGCCAAACCUCGCUGACAGGUCCUCUCAAUCCUCCAUCACCAGCCAGGACGACACGGGUGAAGGCAAGGAGAGUGGGAAUGGUGAGUGGUCAGUGUCUGGACGGACUAACAAUCGCAUAGUGACUCGUCUGCGUAACCCGGACAGCAAGCUGAGCCAGCAGAAGACCCAGGGAGAUGGCAGCCCUACACCCAGGGACAGCAAGGAGACAUCUCCCAGCUCUGAGAGUGAAGUGGCUCGUCUGGCUACUGUGAAGAAAGAAUUGACGGUGAAGGGCAACCUGAACAACUUCUUCAAGCUGGGCCAGGAGGGCAAGUUCCGAGUCUACCACAACCAGUUCAGCACCAACACACUGGGCCUCAACAAGCACCAGCAUCGUGAGGACCACGACAAGCGCCGCCACCUSUCCCAUAAGUUCAGCCUAACMCCCGCCGGGGAUUUYAAGUGGAACGGCUCCAUCCACGGCUCCAAGGUGCUGACCAUMUCCACCCUGCGGCUCACCAUCAUCCAGCUGGAGACCAAUGUCCCCGCCCCCUUCCUGCACCCAAACUGGGCCUCGCACAGGACAAACUGGAUUAAAGCGGUGCAGAUGUGCAGUAAGGCUCGGGAGUUUGCCUUGGCGCUGGCCAUCAUGGAGUGUGCCAUCAAACCAGUGGUCAUGCUGCCUGUCUGGAAAGAUGCACUUGGACACACCAGGCUCCAUCGCAUGACCUCCAUGGAGCGGGAGGAGAAAGAGAAGGGGAAAAAGAGAGAGAAAAAACUGGAGGAUGAGGAGACUAUGCAGCAGGCCACCUGGGUGAAGUACACCAUCCCCAUCAAACACCAGGUGUGGAAGCAGAAGGGGGAGGAGUACAGAGUAACUGGGUAUGGGGGCUGGAGCUGGGUCAGUAAGACUCACGUUCAUCGCUUUGUUCCCAGGCUACCAGGGAACACCAACGUCAACUACCGCAAAGCACUCGAAGCAGCUAAAACUGGCAAAGAAAAUGCAACAUCCGGCCCAAACAAACUAAAAUGUUUGCCCAAAGCACCAACAAGCACGGAAACCCAGGCAAAAGAAGAGUCUACUCCAAUUACUGAAGAAAAAGACAAGGAGGAAACCUCCACCAUGGAGUCAUCUGGGAGCACUUCACCAGGAGAGGGGCAGACUCUGAAAGAGAAGGAAGAGAAAAAUAUCACAGAGAMGGUGGAGGAGAAGAAAGAUGAUCAGGUGGAGGAGAAGACWGAGGACAAGAUGGAUGUUGACYCYAGUCCACCAGACACCUGUCUCAGUGAGGAAAAAGAUAUAGUGGACAGCAAAUGCCCCCCAUCACUGACUGAUCCUGCUGUGAAGGAGGAGCCCGGGGAGGAAGAAGAACCUAAGCAGGAGGACUCUGAGGCCAAGCCACCUGUCCGCCCAUUCAACUGGGAUGUGGUGAACGUCAGCGAGGGCUUCCAGCUCCGUACGGCCUACAAGAAGAAGGUGAAGACGUCCAAGCUCGACGGGCUGCUGGAGCGCAGAGUGAAACAGUUCACCCUGGAGGAGAAGCAGAGGCUAGAGCGCCUCAAACAGCAGUCAGCCCUGGCCAAACACACAGUCUCCAAGGAGAAAGUUAAUACAGGGACUCCCACCACCAUCAAGACUGAAGCUUCUACAGCAGACAAGUUAGCAGUGACACCGUGCACUAGUCUGAAAGCUGAGGGACAAGCAGACUCAGUAGUUAAAGACACAAUUGUUAAAAGGCUUGACUUUGACCAGGAGCAGCCAGUGAAAUCCCAGCCCUCAGGAGAGACAGAUAAUCUGGACGUCAGAUUAGGCUCCACCUGUAAACCCCAGGCAGCAGGAGCCACAGGCCCCAACCUCAACACCACAGGGUUGGCCAACCAUGAGAGCAGCGUUCAGGGCAAUGGUGGGGAUGCGUUAUCUCAAACGGAGCUGAAUGGAGGCUCCCAGAAAAGCAUAGACCUCAACAACAMAGUCAAUUUGACAUCUSUAGAAYCGGCUUUAGGUGCSSCYAAACCUCCCAGAGCAGAAGUGACGAUAGCAGGAGAAAACGGUAGGAAGCAUGGUUAUGAGGAGACAGAGCAAGGUAAUGGACAGAGGGAGAUAGAAAGCAUGGACGUAAACCAAAGCAAACCACAUUUAGUGCAGGUGAACGGGAAAGACGCUGUUGACACCAAGGCUCCUGUAGACUCAAAGAUGCACUUAAACCUGGCCAACAAAGUGGACACCAAGGUCAUGCUCCAGACGUUAGAGGGUGAGAUCAAAACACUGCCAGUGAAGGAGCCUGUAAAAUCCAUUAUGAACGGUACACUCUCUCAGGACGGGUUAAAGGUCAACAACACUGUGUUAGCCACCAGCCCAGCCUUGGCGGACGUAGAGAGAAAGGUUGUGGUGUCCGAGCCUGACUAUCUGCCACCUCAGAAGGUUGCCAGACUGGAGAAUAAUGGCGACAGGGUGGUAGACUCCGUCACGUCGUCACUGUUAGGGCCGCCCACUGGUGUUCCCACGGUAAGCAACAGSACCAAGUCUGAGCCAAUKGARAUUGGGCAGACGGCAUCCAAUAAGAUCACCCCRUUUCCUAUCCCCACUGCAGARGAGUCCAGCUUGAGUAACAACACCACAGWGAACAGCAGUAGCAGUACUGGGGUGCUGAAGACCAUCACCCAAGUCACCACAACCACUACUACCACCAUGUCAACAGAGUCUCGCACGGUGCAGAUAGCCGAGGUCUCCAGCAGCACUAAGCCUGCAGUGAUGCCUGCUCCAGAGAGCAGUGCUGUGUCCACCCUCACCACCAUGACCAAGACCACCGUCACCAGGGUCAGCUCCCCGACCCUCGAGGCCGCCGUCUCCGAGGAAACCAAGACUGUUGUCACUGCAAUGUUGACAGAUGCCAAAUCUGGCCCCUCAGGCUCUUCAGUCACCUCCAUGACAGUCAGUAAGGAGUACUCCACCAGAGACCGUGUCCGGCUGCUAAAGUUCUCCCGCUCCAAGAAGACCCGCUCUGGCACGGCCCUCCCCUCCUACCGCAAGUUUGUCACCAAGAGUAGCAAAAAGAGCAUCUUUGUACUGCCUAAUGAUGACCUGAAGAAGCUGGUGAGGAGAGGGGGCAUCAGAGAGGUACCCAUCUUCAACUACAACGCCAAGCCAGCCCUGGACAUCUGGCCCUAUCCCUCCCCCAGACCCACCUUUGGAAUCACCUGGAGAUACCGUCUCCAGACUGUGAAGUCUCUGGCGGGGGUCAGUCUGAUGCUGCGGCUGCUCUGGGCCUGCCUGAGGUGGGAUGACAUGGCUGUCAAGCCCUCCCCUGCUGUAGGAACCACCCGCACAGAAUCCUCGGAGACGGCAAUCACCACAACAGAGAUCAUCAAGCGGCGAGAUGUGGGGCCGCACGGCAUCCGGUCUGAAUACUGCAUCAGGAAGAUCAUCUGCCCCGUUGGCGUUACCGAUGCUCCCAAAGAAACUCCCACUCCCCAGAGAAAAGGCCUGCGCUCCAGCGCUCUGAGGCCAAAGAAGCCUGAGCCGGCCAAGCAGACUGGACCAAUCGUCUUAGAGACGUGGGUGGCCGAGGAGGAGCUGGAGAUCUGGGAGAUCAGAGCCUUUUCAGAAAGGGUGGAGAGGGAGAAGGCCCAGGCUGCAGACCAGGCUAAGAAACGGUUGGAGCAACAGAAGCCUGGUGCCACCACCACCUCCACCCCCACCAGCACCCCUACAACCUCAGCCUCUGGCACUCCGGCAUCCCUGACCAGCCAGGUCACCCCGGGGACUAAACUGGUCCUGGCCACCAAGCUGGGGACACCUGUCACAUUCCAGCAGAACAAGAACUUCCAUCAGUCGUUUGCUUCCUGGGUCAAGCAGGGCCAGGGUAGUCCAGGUAUGGUGCAAGUCCAGCAGAAUGUCCUGGGCAUUAUUCCAUCCAGUACCCCAGGCAACCAGCGGACCUACUCCUCAUUCCAGAACCGCAAYGCAACCAUCAACAUCAGACCCAACACCUCCACCUCAACCACCACUCAGCCGGUCAUUKCCACCGGAGCCCAGAUCCGUCCGGGCAUGWCGGUGAUCCGAUCRCCCCUGCAGCAGGGCACCACCAUGGGCAAAACCAUCAUCAGAACCCCCUUGAUGAUGCAACAAGGUAUUCUACCAGCCAGCCAGCAGCAGGUGGUGACUCAGAUCAUCCGGGGCCAACCUGUCUCCACAGCMRUUUCCAGUGCCAGCCCUGUGCAGACCAGCGCAGGCCAGAGGAUGCUGGGUGCCGCCCCGUCCCCCYGUCCUGUCACCCCUGCCYCCGGGCAGUCCCCAUCACCAUCCACCCCCCAAGGCGGCCGACCACAGCAGGGCCAGGUCAAACUCACCCUGGCCCAGCUCACCCAGCUAACGCAGGGGGCACAGGGAGGGAACCAGGGUCUCACAGUAGUAAUCCAGGGACAGGGACAGACCACAGGCCAGCUGCAGGUCAUCCCCCAGGGGGUGACAGUCAUCCCAGGCCCUGGGCAGCAGCUCAUGCAGGCUGCCAUGCCCAACGGCCAGGUGCAGCGCUUCCUCUUCACCCCAGGGGCAUCAGCCCCUGCCCCCACCCUCGCCACCACAGCCAGUGCUGCUGUCACCCCCGUCACAGCCACCACAACAACACCCUCAGUGCCAGCACUGUCUCAGCCUCCGGUUCAGACUCCCGCCACCUCUCAAGCACCGGCACAACCAGUCCAGCCUCCUCAACAGGCUAUCGCUCAUGUCCAGCCUCCUCAACAGGCUAUCGCUCAUGUCCAGCCUCCUCAACAGGCUAUCGCUCAU